UAUAUUGCUGGGUUUGUAGCGUCCCUGUAGCUGCACUGCACGUGGAAUCCAGUGUUUACUGCACUUGUCACUACCUCUAUUACUGCUAAACAACAUGCAGCAUGUUGGCUGUCACAGCAGCCUUCAGGGUCCCCUAGUUCAGCCCCAUGGCUGUGUCAUGAGUUAGAUUAGUUGGAAAUGCAGAGUGGGGCGGGCAAGGGCUUGGAUUACAGCUCCAUGCUCAAAGUGGUUCAGUGGUUUAUGCGUAUUUAUAAGAGAGUAAAAGCUUGGGGGGGAAAACCAUGGAAGAAAGAGAGAAAAAAUGCUGCUUUUGGACGUGAGAGGAAAAGGAUAAAGGAGUUUAGAAUCAUGGACUCCGAAUCACUGGACAGGUGCAUACAGAGUACCUUAUCAGUGCUCUACCCUCCGUUUGAGGCCACAGCAGCCACAGUUCUGUGCCAGGUUUUUGACGUGGUGGAGAAGACCUACCGCGGGGAUGGAUUGCGCUACCUCAUAGAUUUCCUGAUUCCAGCAAAGCACAUCUUGCAGUGCAUUCAGCAGGAUGCCUGUGUUCAGUACUGUGGAUUGCUGUUUCACCAUGAAGGCUGGCCUCUCUGUGUCCAUGAGAAGAUUAUAGUCCAGCUGGCCUCCAUAGACUGGCGAGUCUUAAAGCCCGGUGACUUCUACCUGCAGGUGGUGCCCUACCUGAAGAAGUCACCACGAAUAGUACUGAAAUGUUUGGCAAAUGACAAACAUAAUGUAGAGGAAGUUGUGGUCCCAGAGGUCUCCUACACCUCUAUUUUUUCUGUGGAAUGGUUGGAGACCAUCAAUGGAGAGCGGAUGGGUACAGCGCUGGAAAAUUGUUUACUAGCCUCUAAUGAUAAAAUAUUCCGGGUUCCUUGGGAUAAAGUCGUCAAUCCUGAAUUUAUUGAUAAACCAAAAAUAAUUGAAAAUAAUAUCACAGCUCUCAAAAUGACUGAAGAAUCUUCAAAUUUGUGCUUCCCAAUGGAGCAUCCCAAAUGCGAUUCACCUGCUCCUGGGCCUCAAGCUUCGCAGGAGCAAGAAAUGAUGCAGGACAAUUUGGUCAUUAGCAGGAUGACUCAGGAAUCAGCUGACUCCAUUGUCAAUGGUGUGAGUCCUGUGCCCCUGGAGGAUUCUGAAAGUGACCCUGAAGGAGAGUACGUAGAGCUGACAGACGUUUCACUGCCAAGAUUUGGGCCACAAGUGGGUUCCUUAACCCAAUCGAUAGCCUUAAAUUCUAGAACUCAACCCAGACCCAGAGUGAAUGUCUCUAAAGACAAACACAGGCUUACUGUCCUUCGGGACAGUAGCACAUGCUCAAAGAACUUGGUUUGUUCAGCACUUGUACAAAAGCAGCACAGUCAGAUGGACACAUCAAGGACCUCUUAUUCAGGGGCUCAUGAAAUUGUAAUUCAUUUGGAAAACAACAAAAUGAUGCGACAUGGUGAAUUGUUACCAGAAAGUCAGCUGGAAUCAAAUGAUCCUGGCAGUGUAGGGAAUUCAGACUCUAACUUUCACACUGCUGCAUCUCCAGCCAGCAAUGCAGAGAGUUCAUCCUCCGUGGGACAAGGGGCACACAGUGAGCACACGAUAGACUGGAGAUAUGCAAUGUGCAGUUACAAUGAUGUUUGUGCUGGAGACAGUGCUGAAUGCAAGGAACAAUUAAUAGAGACUCCUGGAAAAACAGACACUGAAAGCGAUGUCCGGGGGGCAGAAACUGGCAAAGAAACCAAAGAGCCGAGCCCAGAAGCCCUUCCGUUUAAUGCUGCUGCUAGGGAGGGAACGCAAAACCAAUUGAGAGCCCAUGAGGACAGUGACGGCACCAGGGUGUAUUUUUCUCCUGUUUCUGUCACAGGACAUGAGGAAGACUCUGGCAUUCAGAUUACAUCUGAAUCCUCACGUUUAACAGAACAAUGCUUCCGUUCAUCAGUGGAUGUGCCAGAUAGAAUUGUAGAACACAGUCAUUGCAGUAAUCCACUAGCAGAACUUAGUCCUCUGUUAAGUCAGCCUGCAAAGUUGAAGGGAGGACAAGCAGACCAGUUAGGAGAGUUAGGCAGUGGAGUUAGUGUAGAGGAAGUCUGCAAAGAGACUGAUGAACAAACAUUUACUGGGAACGAGAAGCAGAAUAGCCAUCCAUACUCCUCUGCUGUUGACAGGGGGAUGGAUGGAUACUUGUCACAGGACAAAGGACAGGAGGUCAUGGGCUAUACACAACAGAAAGUAGAAGAAGCCAAACUACUCCAAACCUCUGGGCUAAUAGAGAUCAGACAGACAGCAAAACAGUUAGAUAACAAGGGCACAAUGGUAGAUGAACAUAUAGAGAGUUCCUACCAAAUUGGAACCAAAAGGGAAAGAGAGAAAUGUGAGGAGAAACAAAACUGUGUGGAAAUCCAACGUCGCAAAAGUGUAGUGAACUCUGUGCUAUUGCAAACCCCAAGAGAAAGGGUUGGCCUGGAAUGUGUGGCGGGACAGGAUUUGCAAGAGGGUCCGGAGAACAAACAAGGUGCUCCUGAACAAGAGGGGUCAUGCAGAAGGACCAUCCCAAAGGCUGGGAAUGAGUCAGCAGCCUUGGAAACUCCAGACAUGCUGAAACCCAAAGCAAAGGAACUGGAGGCCACGCUGCCAUCUUCUCCACCUACUGAUGGGGAUGAUACUAAGAGGCCAAUGCAGUUGGCUGAAUGGAGCAAUACAAAACCCACCCCUUCCAAGCAGGAAGCAGCUUCUCAGGAUUCACCUUCUAAAGGAACACGGCUGAAAGGGGGAGAAAAGAUAAAAGAAGAAAUGUGUACAGAUUCGUGGGAGCCAGUGGGUCGAGUCUGUUCCCCAGAGGAAGGCUCAGCAGCUGUUACUCACCAGGAAUCCCCAUCUUAUGUGGCACCCAGAAGUUUUCAAACUGCACCUGUCACAGCAAAGGAGGUGAACCUCGAUGUACUCAUGAGUGGAGUUGCCUGUCUGCCAGGCACCAGAGACAAAUGUGGACGUGCAGUGGCCAUAAUCACCACAAGGAACACGAUUUGGCUAAACCCCCACUGCAACACCAACGAGCUGGUGCGCCUCCUCCUAUACUUACACAGCAUCCCAAGAGCAGAGUGCCGAGCUUUGGGCCUAACCAUUCUGGUAGAUGCUCGUCGCUGUUCACCAGUUCCUGCCCUUUUUAAGGCUUUCAGCUUAGUACAGGACAUGGUUGCUCAUUGUAUUCACGGAGUUCUGCUGCUUGUUGAAAGAGAGAUCACGUUUCGGAUGGAGAAGCCAACAGCGGUGCAGAUUGAACUUCUCACCUCAAUGAAGUCCCUCCACAAGCACAUAGACAGCACACAGCUGCCACUGGAAUUGGAUGGAGCCUUCCCUUACUGCCAUCGGGACUGGCUAAGCUUUCGCAUGAAACUGGAGCAUUUGCUACAAGGAUGUCAGGGCGCUUGUGCUUUCCUGCAGGGGGCCAUUCAGAGGAUGGAGUCUUGUAGAUUACCAGAAAGAGCUGAGGAGGCCGGUGUUUUGUUGAGGAAUUAUAGGCAAUUAAUGAAGAAUGUCCUUGAUGACACGCGGCUGGUUAAACUGCAGCUGGAGGGCGGAGCUCUUCUGGCUAGGCUGAGGAAGGAAGAGUCCUGUGUCACUGUCACUGAGGACUACAGAGAUGCUCUGGAUGCUGCUAGUACGCUUUAUAACCGAGUGGAUGAGGGCGUCCACCUACUGGUGAUGUUGUCAAACAAACGCAUCCAGGAGCUGGAGCUAGUGAUGGAAUUCGAGACUUCUGAAGAAUGUUUUAGGGAGGUCAGCACUUGGAUCGAGAAUGUUGGCAGGAAGCAGCUAAAGGAAAUGAUUGACCUGGACGAUUCUUUGGAGCUGCUGUUUCGAGCACAAAAGCAGUUCAGGGAAUUUGAUCUUGUUGCCAGUGAAUAUUGUAGAAGGGGACAGGAAGUGUUAAAGAAGCUGGACAGGUGGGAAGAUUUUUCCUCUGCAGACUUGCACGUUUAUGGACUCAAGCUGCAAACAUAUAGAAAUCAGCUGGAGGAGUUCUGCACCCGACUGGAUGACACCAGGAGUCGGAUUGGAGAGACAGUCAGGCUGUACGAAUUCUUCGACAAGGCGUACGAGUGGGCACUGGAGGGGAUGCGACACCUAGCCUGCAUCAGCAUGGAGGACUGCAACUCCCCAGAGCACUGUGCAGCCGCAAUCAAGUGUUUGGAAAGCUACAAGGGACAGCACCCGGAAAUCAGCGAUGUCAAAUUCCAGGAGAUGAAAGAGCUGGCCUGUGAGCUGAAGAGUGACAAAGGGCUGAAGCAGUGGAAAUUUGCAUGGUCCAAGUGCCAGGAGACAAAACUGGUCUUUGAGAAGAAGCUAGAAGCCGCCCUGAGAACACGAAAGUCUCUGCUCUCUGAGCGGAAGCCAGUGGCCUGCGAGGCUCCACGCGACAUGCCCGAGGACAAGCCAAACCUGGAGAGUAUUUUAGAAAUUCUUGAGGCAAAUUCAACCUGCUCCACUGGGUCCGCCUCCAGGAGGCCACCAUCCAAGAGGACGCUGAAAAAGGCCCAAAGCUUUGAUCUUCCCUGCAGCGAGAGCCUGCGGUCCAGCUGCCAGAGGACUCUGAGCGAGCCGGCCAGGUAUGGCAACACGGGAGUCUUCAUUAAGGGGCUGGAAGUGAGCAGCACAGAGCUCGCGGACAGGACUCACACAGCAUGGCAGCAAGUCGCUCACAGCUGGGCUGCACACUGCCUGCCAGAGGAGCAGAGGAGCUACAGCUCCACGCCAGAGGCCAAGAACCGGGGCAGCAAACUGCGGCACAUCAUAGACGAGAUGGUGACCACGGAGCGGGAGUAUGUGAGGUCUCUGUGUUACACCAUCGAGAGCUAUUUCCCCGAGAUGGAGCGCUUGGACCUGCCCCAGGACCUGAGAGGGAAGCGCAGUGUCAUUUUCGGGAACCUGGAGAAGCUCUACGACUUCCACAGCCAGUACUUCCUGCGGGAACUGGAGAGCUGCUGCAACCACCCGCUACGCGUCAGCCACGGCUUCCUCAGACAUAAGGAUCAGUUUGGGAUGUAUGCGUUAUACAGCAAAAACAAACCCAAAUCCGACUCACUGCUGGCCAGCCAUGGGAACACGUUCUUUAAGUUCAAGCAGGUGCAACUGGGGGAUAAAAUGGAUCUUGCCUCCUACCUGCUGAAACCCAUCCAGCGCAAUAAAUAUGCCCUGCUGCUGAAGGACCUGAUCAAGGAAUGCAGCGAGGCCCAGGAGCAGGAGCUGGACUACCUCCGAGCAGCAGAAGAGAUGGUGAAAUUCCAGCUUCGGCACGGCAACGACCUGCUAGCCAUGGACGCCAUCCGAGAUUGUGAUGUGAACCUCAAGGAGCAGGGGCAGCUGAUGCGGCAGGAUGAGUUCACCAUCUGGCUGGGCCGCAAGAAGUGCCAGAGACACGUCUUCCUGUUUGAGGACCUGAUUCUCUUCAGCAAGCCCAAGAGGAUCGAGGGAGGCUUCGACGUGUACAUCUACAAGCGCUCGUUCAAGACGGCAGAUAUCGGCCUGACGGAGAACACCGGGGACAGCGGCCUGCGCUUUGAGAUCUGGUUCCGACGGCGGAAGUCCAGCGAUACUUAUGUCCUCCAGGCCAGCACAGCGGAGACCAAGCAAGUCUGGACCAAGGACAUUGCCAAGAUCCUGUGGCAGCAGGCCACCCGCAAUAAAGAAAUCCGCAGGCAGGAGAUGGUGUCCAUGGGGGUAGGGAACAAGCCUUUUCUCGACAUCACGCCCAGCGAGGCAGCUAUCAAUGACCGUGCCAUCGAUUACAUCAUGAAGGGCAGAGGAGCUCGGACGAGGGCCUCCAUCGCGGUGUCUCUGUUUGACCACUCCAACCCCUACAAGAGAACUCAGACGCCUCUCUCUGCUGGCAGCACCCCCUCCGCCUACAGCCCUUCAUCUUCCUCCCUGCUCGGGCCCCUCAACCUGCACAUGUACCUGGAGCAGGCCCUGCUGCCGGGUGUGCUGGCCCCCGGCCGCCCUUUCCACGCCAACACCUGCAUCGAGGAAGAUGAGCAGGAGCAUGAGACCAGCAGCCAGCCUUCGCUGACGACAGAAAGCUCCGAGUCUUCCCAGUGCAUGUCAGGCAGCGGCUCCAGUGGCUCCGACAGUGGCUGUGUCUCCAGCGUCCCCCAGGAAAGCUUCUGUGACGACGUGGGCUCGCCGGCGUACAUGCCGCUGGGCUCCCGGCACAGCUCUACACUCACCUCCCCACUGGACGAGAACCCCAACUUCACUAAACGCCAGUACAGGUCUGCGACAGCAGGCCCGGUCACCGUGAGCCCCUCGACAGUUGUGUGAGCCCCUCUGCACCAAGUGUUCUGCCUCAAGGCGCAGAGCUGUCUGAUCACUGGUUCCAUUGAACCCAAGGAAGAGUCCACAUCUCUGACCGGCACAAGGAGACUGGAGAUGUUCAAGCACAACCACAGGCUCGUCAAACCAAUCCAGCACUGGCACUUGGCUGGGGAGCGCCCCCGAUUAGUGCCCUGUUAACUAGACACCAUCGCUGGUGUGUUGGAGGGGCAGUUAGUCCUUUAUUUAUAAAUGUAUUAACACGUAAUAUAGCAAUUUGCAAAGAUAGAGUAUUUUGAAAGCUCUGGACUGUACAGAUUUUGUUACUCGUUUUGUUCUUUGUGCUACCCAGUUUAUAACGUUUAUGGAAGGGCUUGAGGAGGAAACGAACGAGGUAUUUAAUAAAAGUAGCAUCACUUUCCAUUUGGGCUGUGUGCUGCACUGCAGUGCGAGAUCUACGGCCUCCCUUUUGGUUUAGAUUGGCUAGUGGAGUGAUAAUUUAUUUCCUUGGCUUAACACUUUUGUUUUAAUAAACCCAGGUUCAUUGUUACGUCAGGUGCUUGCAGUACUGAGCUGCUCCCUGCCUUAGCACCACUAUGAGCUGGCAGUGUCUCCACUGCUGGGAAGAUUGACACCUGAACCCUGCAAACCAGACCUCCCACUGGCAGCAGAGGUGAUUCCCAGGGCAGAGGUGGGGAAGCCCCACACCGCAGCGAUGCCAGAGCAGGGCAAAGGCGACAUCAGUGGGAGCAGCCCUGCAGAAUCCAGCAGGACAACCCAGAUAUGCUCUCCUGGCUCGGCAGCACAUCUGGUUCGAGAGAAGAAGGGACCUGUUCAUGCUGUCCAGGCCCAACUUAGUUGCUGUCUUUGUGGCAGACCUCACAGGCGGCAGCCUGGCCCUGCUGCUAAAAUCAGCCCAGUGUCUAAGGGCAUGAGGCAUAAGUGUCAAAGUCAGCAGUGUGGAGAGGCUGUUCAGAAGGAAAGGGGGCGUGCCCAGUGUGGCUGCGGGGGGAAUGGAGGGAUGAUGCCCUGGUCUGCCUUUGCCAUUAGCUCAGCAGAUAUUGUGUGUUCUAGGCUCAUUCAGAUACCCAGCCCCAGCACGUGGUGGUGGUAAUCAAAGUCGCACUGACCAGAGCCCAUGGCUGAGCACAGCAGCUACGGAGUGUGUUGAGCCCGGAUUAUUAUGCCACUGAAACAGUCAAGGCCCCAGCUUUAAUGUAGUGUAAUUCCAGUAGACACACACAUUUGCCUGUGUGUGAUGUGCCCCUUAGGACAGUUUGAGCUCUUUGAUAAGCGCGCUCAGGAAAGUUUGACUUAACUGACACCGCAAGGGCUUGUUUGGCUUGGAAUCCUUUCAUUUAACAUGUAGUAGGGGAAAUGCAAACCUGCUGGCUGAGAGCAUGUUUACUUAGGGCUUCUUCAAGUGCUGCAAACCUUUAGCCCCCAGCUUUUGCACCAGUACACACACCACACUUGGCCUUAAUAAUAGUAGGGAGCAGCAACUGUGUAACUAGUUUCUCUGCAUAGCUGCUGGUUUGGGUCCAUUCACAGGCCAGUGCUUUCUAGGCUUAUAAAUGCUAAUCCUCAUAGGCACACAUUUAGCCUUUGCAAUUAGCCCUGUUCCUUUUCGAUCAGAAAUGUACAUAGGACACUUCUUUGAUGUUCCAUUAAUAAAUUGAUACUUUUUCAGUCUUACUUCUUUUUAGAAGCCAAAAUGGAAGAUGACUGACAUUUUUGGUACAAUAAUGCUUGGUGAACAAUUGGCCAGGGACGAUUUUAAAACCCGUUGGGUAAAAAUCUCUAGCUAAUUCUAAGCUUUGUGCCUCAACAUAGUGCUAGCGAAUACCACUAACGAGGGAAAGACUUUACCAACAAACCAAGGGGGACAUGGAACUACCAUUGUGACCAAUUUCUGAAAUUCCUGUUACAGAGGUUUCUGCAUUGCUGGAAGAAUCUUUAGAAAUGGUCAGAUGCCACCUGGUUUUCCAGGAUUUGAUUUCACAACCUAAUAAAGGUUAUUUUCUUUGUA
Messenger RNA from Dermochelys coriacea (leatherback sea turtle), 8329 nucleotides. RefSeq names its product pleckstrin homology and RhoGEF domain containing G4 (gene PLEKHG4). Lineage: Eukaryota; Metazoa; Chordata; Testudines; Dermochelyidae. Gene Ontology annotation, molecular function: guanyl-nucleotide exchange factor activity. The record is from RefSeq and is a predicted model, not a curated record.